AUGUCGGUCAAUAUUUUUGGAGACCAGGUCACUGAGGAGCGUGCUGAGAACGCGCGGCUAUCGUCGUUCGUCGGUGCCAUUGCGGUGGGGGAUUUGGUGAAGUCCACCUUGGGUCCCAAGGGGAUGGAUAAGCUUUUGCAGUCUGCUUCUUCUGGAGACUCGUUGGUCACUAACGACGGUGCCACGAUCUUGAAGGCGAUUCCGUUCGACAACCCGGCCGCCAAGGUGUUGGUCAAUGUGGCCAAGGUGCAGGACGAUGAAGUUGGCGACGGAACCACGUCGGUGACUGUUCUGGGCGCCGAGCUGCUUAGAGAGGCGGAAAAGCUCGUUGACCAAAAGAUCCAUCCGCAAACCAUCAUCGAGGGCUACAGAAUCGCGUCGCGGGCCGCUUUGAAGGAGCUCGAGGGCUUGGCAGUCAACAACGUCGACGACAAGGCCAAAUUCAGAAAAGACCUUACGGAUAUCGCCAAGACCACUUUGUCGUCCAAGAUUUUGUCGCAGGACAAGGAGUACUUUGCCAAGCUGGCGGUCGACGCCAUUCUGAGACUGGGCGGCUCCACGAACCUGGACCGGAUCCAGAUCAUCAAGAAAGUCGGCGGCAAGCUGUCGGACUCGUUUCUGGACGAAGGGUUUAUUUUGGACAAGCGGUUUGGCGUUGGCCAGGCCAAGGUUUUGAAAAACGCGAAAAUCCUGAUUGCUAAUACCUCAAUGGACACAGACAAGGUGAAGAUCUUCGGAGCCAAGUUCAAGGUCGACGCCACAAGCAAACUGGCCGAGCUGGAGCGGGCAGAGAAGGAGAAGAUGAAGGCCAAGGUGGAAAAGAUCCAGAAGUUCGGCAUCAACUGUUUCGUCAACAGACAGCUGAUCUACGACUGGCCCGAACAGCUGUUUAGCGACGCGGGGAUUGCCACCAUCGAGCACGCCGAUUUCGAAGGUGUGGAGAGACUCGCGUUGGUCACCGGCGGUGAGGUGGCUUCCACGUUCGACAACCCAGAAAAAGUCAAGCUCGGGUACUGCGACUCGAUUGAAGAGGUGAUUAUUGGCGAGGACGUCAUGACCAAGUUCUCGGGCGUUGCUGAAGGCCAGGCCUGCACGAUCGUGCUCAGAGGAGCCACCGAGCAGGUGCUGGACGAGGCAGACAGAUCUCUUCACGACGCUCUUUCGGUGCUAUCACAAACCACUAGAGAGACCCGGACGGUGCUGGGAGGCGGGUGUUCCGAGAUGAACAUGGCCCGCGCGGUGGAACAGGCCGCCCAGAAGGAGAGCGGCAAAAAGUCGCUAGCCGUGGAAGCCUACGCCAGAGCCCUGAGACAGCUUCCGUCGAUAUUGUGCGACAAUGCGGGAUACGACUCCAGCGAGCUUGUUUCGCGUCUGCGGUCGUCCAUCUACAGUGGGAUGACCAGCUCGGGACUCAACCUGAACGACGGGUCGGUCGACGACAUGAGAAGCCUGGGAAUCGUGGAGAGCUACAAGCUGAAACGGGCCGUUGUGUCGUCUGCCUCCGAGGCAGCAGAGGUGUUAUUGAGAGUGGAUAAUAUUAUUCGUGCCAAGCCAAGAACGGCGGAUCGCGGAAUGCACUAG
Molecule: messenger RNA, 1581 nt
Organism: Ogataea philodendri
Lineage: Eukaryota; Fungi; Ascomycota; Pichiomycetes; Pichiales; Pichiaceae
Exons: 1
Coding region: 1-1581 (526 amino acids)
Biological process (GO): protein folding
Cellular component (GO): cytosol; chaperonin-containing T-complex
Molecular function (GO): ATP binding; ATP hydrolysis activity; ATP-dependent protein folding chaperone
Source: RefSeq, a predicted model, not a curated record